Molecule: messenger RNA, 5269 nt
Organism: Trematosphaeria pertusa
Lineage: Eukaryota; Fungi; Ascomycota; Dothideomycetes; Pleosporales; Trematosphaeriaceae
Exons: 6
Coding region: 132-5213 (1693 amino acids)
Source: RefSeq, a predicted model, not a curated record
GUAACAGAUGCACCUGACAGGUUGCCUUUCGACAUCCACUAUGGCUAUAUAACACUUCGAAGGUUCUUCUUUGACAACUUCCACUUCCUGCUCCCGGAUAGCGCCCAGAUGCCACCGCCGCUCGUCCGAGGAUGACAGCACAGAUUCUGGCGGCUGAGCUGGGAAACCUCAUUCAAGAUUCGAAGCGCAAGAACACAGAGCUGAGAAACGCCGCGGACAAAGCUCUACAGGAGCUGAAGUCCCUUCCAGUUACUUCGGAGGCCCAGCUCUCUGCAGACCUCUCCAAACGGCCACACUUCAUCUCUCCUUUCCUUCUCGCCUGCAGUACCCAUAAUGCCAAAUUUGGGUCUACCGGAGUCUCCUGUCUGCAGAGGCUCAGCGUUGCGCGAGCUUUGCCCAGAGAACGACUGACUGAAGUACUUGAUGCGCUCAAGGAUUCCGUGUCCCUGAGCCAUGAUGUCCAGCUAAAGAUAUUGCAAGCAUUGCCUUCAUUGAUUCAGAACUACCCUAGCGAGGUUCGCGGAGAUCUGGUUUCAGCGAUAUUGCAGAUAUGCUCCGCCCUUCAAAGUGCAAAGAAUCCCGCUGUCAGCAACACGGCGGCAGCCACCCUUCAACAGCUUGUGAUUGCAGUAUUUGACAGAGUUGCAUCAGAAGAUGAGAAGGCGCUCGAGAUCCCCACGGUCACGCAAGUUCCGGGAGACAAUGGCUCUGUCGCAGUCAGGCCUGCAGCCCACGAUGCUUACAAGGUGUUCCACGACCUGAAUCUCCUUGUCACGGGUGAGAAGCCAGCUUUUAUUCGGUUUUCGUCGAUCCCGUCUACUUCAAUCCUCGAAGUAAUCGAAGCGAUAUUGUCAAACCACGGCAAAGUCAUGUCUACGCACGCAGAACAGAUCCAUCUCAUACGGUCAUUGCUCAUGCCCACCAUCAUUCGAUCACUAUCAGACCGGCUGUCUUUUCCCAUCACGCUGCGCAUUAUCCGAGUAUUGAACCUGCUGAUUCGUAAUCAUCUCGAUAUCAUGCCGUCCGAAUGCGAGAUCGCUCUAGGUCUUCUUAAUCAUAUGCUUGAUCCCGAAGCGUCCACGUUGUGGAAGAGGGCUCUUUGUCUCGAGACUUUCCGCGGCAUAUACUCGGACCCACGCCUUUUGCUCCAAAUCUAUUCGCACUUCGACCAGCAAGAGGGCAAGAAAAACAUCUUUGGGAAUAACUUAGCAGCUUUCGUCCGCCUGUCGACAGAGAAGCCGGCUCUCAUCGGGCUCGGGCAGCAGUCCACUAUACCAGCAAACCGCAGUGACGGGAAAGAUACCACGUCUGAGCAAGCAGUUGCCGAAGCAGGAGCUCUUGCUGGUGUCAUUGGCGGACCUGUCGCUGAGACCAAUGCCACCGGUCAUCCGGCGGGGAUCAGUACGCAGUGGAGCACAUUAAAGACACCGUGCAUAGAGCACCUCGACAAGUCAGAGCCGCCACAUUUGCCGGAGACGUACGUAUACAGCCUUGUGCUGACCUGCAUCACAAACGUCUCCGAAAGCCUAGCCAAGUUUGUGCUCCCUCUCACUGUGUACCACGAAAGCAAGAGCAGGAAGAAAAGCAGGACAGAGGAAACCCUAAAACUAGAUGAGGCGGCCCCUCCCGGAGCGGGAAAUCGUCGCCUUUCGAGGACCCAAUCUUUCCGGAAGAGAACAAUACCUGUGAACCCGCUUACUCUCGAGGAGCACUCUGCGUACGGCUACGUGGAAGCGUCAGCAGCCUUGGUCACGGAAUGCUGGCCUGCCGUUCUGGCUACGUGCUCCACUUUUCUAAAUGCUGCACUAGACGCCGAUUACUAUCGGGCUUUGGUUCGAGCGAUUCAAAAGUUUACUCAAGUGGCGGGUCUGCUCAGACUCCCUACGCCCCGCGAUGCGUUUCUGACCACCCUCGGGAAGGCGGCGGUACCGUCAAGCAUGCUCCUGGCCAAUGUUGCGUCGCCAAAGUCGCCACAAAUGGAACACUCUGGUGUCUUCUCGAAUGCAAAAGGACUACUUAGCGUUGACAAUCUUGUUAGUCAAGCAUCCUCCUUGGCCUUAGAGAAAAACCGGCGCCCUUCACAUGAAGCCAGCAUGCCCAUACUUGGACCUCGAAACCUUCUCUGUCUGCGAGCAUUGCUCAACCUUGCUAUCGCAUUGGGCCCAACCCUUCAGUCGGCAUGGUCCAUCAUCUUCGAAACGCUGCAGGUGGCGGACCUUGUCAUGGCGAUGUCCAACCAGAGCGGGGUGCGCACCCCAGGUGGCACCGCAAGCCGUGUCGAACUGGAAUCGUCUUCAGAAAAGGUAGAGGCCGAGACUUCUGCUGUUCAAGCGGCUGCUCGAAGGCUUUUCGAAAGUACUGUGGACUUUCCUAACGAGUCUUUUAUUGAAGUGCUCCAGGCGCUGUGUGCACUGGUACACACUGGAAGUGCUCCACAAAGUGGUCAACGAACUCCUACGAUCCAAGGCCGUCCGCAAAUCCUCCAUCAGCGGCGCCUAGGAAGUGUCUCUGGUAUCUCGCUAACCACUGAGACCAACACGCGAGACUCUGCUUUCACAUUGAACAAAGUUGGAGAGCUCGUCGCAUUGAACGAGGAGAGGCUUGCGCAGUACGAGCCUGCUGAUAGUGGCUGGAGUGUUUUUGUCACAGAGAUAGUCCGCUUUUCCGCAGACGACCGCAAGGCAGCAUCAACGCGACUACUCGCUGCAGACAUUUUGGCUAGGACGGUCAAGGAGAUCGCCGAGCUCUUAUUAUCCGAUGAGCAGCGCAUUAAUGUUCAAAGCCGGAUACUUUCGGCACUCCAAACGCAGAUAUCGGCCUUGCACCAAGAUGACGCCGGGAGCGACGAUCAUUACAGUGACACCGAUCUCAGGAUCCAUCAGAUAGCCCUCGAGGCGCUCAAGAGCGUCAUUGAGCAGUGCGGAGAAUCGCUCGUGUCUGGCUGGGCUUCAGUCUUCGACAGUCUUCUCAGUGUAUUCUCGUCCGUGUCCUCGCCUUUUCGCGGCGACGAGCGCCCUUCUAUUGUGGUUAACGGACAUGCGGAUGCCCACGCGGGCCCUAUUGAGGUCAUCUCAAAGCCACUUGCCCGGACCGCAUUCGCGACUGUCCAGUUGAUCUGCUCUGAUUUCCUGGCUGUCGUCCCUGAUAUUGCACUGUCUACGCUAUUAGAUCUCUUGCUUAAGUUCUGUUGCCAACAGGAGGACCUAAACAUGUCGCUCACUGCAGUUACCUUCUUUUGGAACGUAUCCGACUUCUUACAUUCCCGAAGCGACAUCUCCAUGUUGCCAGACGUAUUAGGCAGCAUCCGGAAACAAGACGAAGUUCGGAUAACGGUGCAGUCGGAGUCACAAGCAGGCAGCGUACCCGCGUUGUGGCUUCAAGUCCUUCUAAAUCUGUCUGCCAUCACGACAGACAAACGCGCAGAACUGCGCAAUUCCGCUGUUCAGACCAUACAGCGGAUCUUCGAGAAUUACGUUGAUCAACUGUCGUCUGAUGCUUGGAUGCUAUGCUUACGCAGCGUGCUUUUUGGCAUGGUUGAGUCCAAUCUCGCAGCUCAGAAAGCGAUUCGAGGCGCUUCUAGCAACGCCUCGGAGGAUGUAAAGGCGUGGAAUGAAACGACAAAGACGGUUCUGGAUUCCGUCAGCACCUUGAGCUCGAUGUGCUUGGACAAAAUUGACGACACUUCGAGACUCGGCGAGGCGUGGUCUGAUUUGUUGGACUACUUUCAGCAAUAUUUCAGCUGCGGAUCACACGCUCUUGGAUCAUCAGUCUUCACCACUAUUACGGGAGUAUUGUCCCGAGUAGAGGACGCUCGAGCACUGGGCCCUUCACCUCUCCGGAAAACUGCAACUAUUUGGAAGGAGUACUUCAGCCAUCGCGAUGCCUGGCAGAAGAGCUCUGAAGAUAACCAAGAUGCCUUCGUAGCAUAUGCAGAAGCAUUCAAGGCCAUCUACCGGCUCUCGGAACAAGUCCUUGACGCGGACCUCUCCUCCAUGCUAGCCAAUCUUGAAGCGUGUAUAGUCGAUGCCGACGAGGUGGCCUAUUCUUCGGAUAUCGACCACAUGACUACACUUCAGAGUCGCGUUAUGGAGUGCCUCUCCAUGGUUCGCUCCGAGGCCGCUGGACUACCUGCAUACCUGAUCCAAUUGCUCAGCCGCUUUAGCAUCCUGCCCUACACAUCCUUGGCAGAAAAUCCCGAUAAGCGCGGUCCAACGUUCGUGGCUUUGUCAAAGGCAUCAAUGAGCCUUUUACAAGGCAUCAUCGUCAAGCAUAUUGGAGAUGAGGAAAUCUACUCCAGCGGCGCUUUCUUCUCAGCACUCACGAGUCUGGCAAAACCGAUACAAGAGAAGUACAUCUGGCAGCGCGAAGGCAAGCUUCCUACCCUAUGGCAAAAAGCCACCGCAACCGCCCUUGCCAUACUCCAGCCCGGUCUAACGCACAUCAACGAGAUGGAAGGCGAGCCGCUGAAAGCUAUCUGGAACCAAAUCGUCAACAUCGCCAGCGGCAUCACCCGAGCGCAAAUCAGCUCGACUUCUCCUCUAGCUACUCUGGACAAGGAUGAGACCUUCGACAUUACCUCCUUCACUAAACUCCACGAUCUUAUUACGCUCUCGCUCGGGUCACCCUCCCUACCAGACACUCUCCGCCGUACUUAUGCGCGAAAUCUUUUCGAGACCUCUAUCAUUCACCACCCUGCACCCGGUGAGAUUCCCAACCCCACCAGCGCGCCGCUGGAAGACCUAUACAAAGUGCGUCUCGGCCGGACCGAUGACCCCGAAGUCAGCCUCCGUACUGAAAUGGCCUACGUCUGCCUCUCCGAACUCUUCUCUCUCGUCUCCGUGCAUGACAGUUCCGCCGAGCGUACCAAGCUCGCGCAAGCUGCAGCGCCCUACCUGAUCCUCCGCACCGCACUCCCACUACGCGCCUAUAUCGCAGAUCAUCCCCUGCGUGGCCGCAUGCCGCAGCCUGAACCUCAACGAAGAGAACUCUUGUUUGCGUUGGAGCAAUUGGGCAAGUUGAGGAGUGAGCCUGCGGCUAUUCCAGACGCACCUGGUGUGAGGAGUAAGCAUAAGAAGCAUUUGCAUCGGCUGUAUCCGUUGCUAGUGAAGGCUAUGCGGGUUGCGAGGAACGAUGGAGGGAUUUUUGAGGGAUUGGUUAGGCUGACGGAUAUGGUUGGGAUGGAGUUUGGCGUUAUGGAUCGAAAUGCCGAAUAAAACCUUCAUGACUUCGUGAAUCUACUAUCUGCUCCACAAGCUUAUCAAGCAUCAAC